UAUGUUAGUAGUAUUAAUGUGUGUUGUGUAAAGGUCUGGGGUAAAAAGAGGAAAAGGGGGAGGGGUUGCCAAGACACAACGACAUAAAAGUGGGCCAACCGCGAAACUGGACCGGAGAUCUUCCAAUAAGCUCAACAGAACUUGAAUUCUUGGAAGUUAUUAUCUCAUUCAUAACAGAUUAACUUUCACCCUCGCAAUGUCAGGCACGAGUGCGGCCACUACGGCCACGGGCGAUGGAGCGCGUCCACAGAAGAUCUCCGUCCUCUUCGUCUGCUUGGGAAACAUCUGUAGAUCUACCAUGGCAGAAGGUGUCUUCCGAUCCAUCGUGAAAGACAGAUCAUCUCCGUACUCCAACCUCAUCGACAAGGUAGACUCCUGCGGGACAGGUGGGUACCACACCGGAGACGAGCCCGAUUCCCGGACGAUGUCAACCCUCGCAGACCACGGCAUCACGAACUAUACGCACGCGGCACGUAGGUUUCGCGAUAGCGACUUCCGGGAUUUCGACUACAUAUUUGCGAUGGACAACGGGAACCUAGAGGAUAUCGAGCGGUGGAGAAAUAGAAGCCAGAAGUUGUCUGCGUCUAAGGCGCGAGUGAUGCUCUUUGGCGAGUUCUCGGGUACGGGUCGCAAAGAGAUAGUGCAAGACCCGUAUUAUGUCGGUCGAAACGCAUUCGAGAAGGCGUUUGAACAAUGCAAGAGAUUCUCGACAAAUUUCUUAGAGCAGGCGUUUCCCGGUGCCUCCAAACCGACUGCAUAAACUCUAAUGAUACCCAGGCUUUUUAUAGAAAUUAUAUCUUCAUAAACCGGUAGAUAGAGCCUGCAAGACGAAUAGAUUUGCAUAAAUCAUAAAUUCGAAAAGACGGCCCUUUAAGGGAGGCAUCCUAUCGAUAAUAAGCACGAGAUUAUUUUAUAAACGGAAUCGACCAGUCGCUUUUCUGAGGACUGCAUAUUUUCGAUUCUAGUUGCAAGGGUCCGACUCUAAUAAUUGACUAUAACGUUGCGAUUUGUCGUCAUCUUUACGAGUUACUUACGUUACUAGGUAGCC
This is a messenger RNA of Annulohypoxylon truncatum, 1048 nucleotides long. RefSeq names its product LMWPc-domain-containing protein. Gene Ontology annotation, biological process: protein dephosphorylation. NCBI's taxonomy places the organism in Eukaryota, Fungi, Ascomycota, Sordariomycetes, Xylariales, Hypoxylaceae. Gene Ontology annotation, molecular function: protein tyrosine phosphatase activity. The record is from RefSeq and is a predicted model, not a curated record. The coding region runs from base 197 to 760 and encodes 187 amino acids. The transcript is spliced from 3 exons.